Molecule: messenger RNA, 7043 nt
Organism: Acaromyces ingoldii
Lineage: Eukaryota; Fungi; Basidiomycota; Exobasidiomycetes; Exobasidiales; Cryptobasidiaceae
Exons: 4
Coding region: 74-6778 (2234 amino acids)
Biological process (GO): proteolysis; meiotic chromosome separation
Cellular component (GO): mitotic spindle pole body; mitotic spindle; centrosome
Molecular function (GO): cysteine-type endopeptidase activity; protein binding
Source: RefSeq, a predicted model, not a curated record
UACUACGACUCUCCCAACGAAGCUCGACUCCUCUUCCAGGUUCCGACGAAUCGCGCAUCUUUCAUGCGCAGGCAUGCCGGGAAAAGUGUCAGAACAGGCUCCUGCCUCCUCGACAGCCCGCAGAGCAAAGGGUCAUGAGGCCAGCACUAAAGGUCGCCCUGAGGAGCCCAAGACGAGGAGCAAGGUUGCGGGUCCGCCCGGGACAGCCGCGGCAAAGCGGCGCACCGUCGCGUCGACAUCGGCCGAGAACAUCGUCGGCGCUGUCAAGGUGCCUGCAAAAUGCGUGGCCGCAACGUGCACAGCACUGGCACGCUUGCUGGGUCCCUCAGAGGGCGGUUCCGGACACGCAGCCGUCCAGCAUGAAUCGACGGUCGAGAGAGCACCGAUAGAUACCCUUGGAUCAGAAGCCAAGAAGGUCCGACUGGCCAAGCUCGUCGUCAACGGCGUCCUGACUUCUUUGAACGAGCUCAUGAAAAGUGACUGGCAGGCGAAUUCGACAGACGGCAGAUCGCAUUCCCUUCUUGGCUCGACGUCGUCCUCAAAGGCCAGUUCUACGUCUGGCUCAGCGCGCAGCAGCCCUGCUCCGUCGCAACGUUCGCAUGCAGCGUCAUCUUCAGCCACACCCAAGGUAGCCAAGACCGUGCUCAAGAAGGCAGCACUCAAGGACGUUUCGCCGAACGGAGAUGUAUCAACAGCCAAUGUACGAGCGCUGGUCGACUGUUACCGCGUUGCAACCCGCUUCCUGCUUCAAGUCCAGGCUUCGUCGUCUGAGGCAGAGGCGAAAGAGAACAAGGACAUAGAGAUCGAGAGCGUCAUGGUGUCUAUUGUGUCCAAGCUGGUUGGACUUGGCCUGCUUGCCAGUGCCGAUGCCGAGCUGCGCUUCCUGCACAAAGCAGUAUCAUGCUUGUAUCAGAACGAUUACGUGGAGCCCAUGGAGCUUUACCUCUUCGCCAUUCCACGGCCAGAGACGCCUGUCCCAACGAAACUCGAAAAUCUCAUCCUAGAUCUUCAGUCGCUUUCCCUCACCUGCAUUCUCUCCUCAGCAUCGCUAGCGGACUUGGCACGUCAUGCAAGGCUCGUCCACGACCAUGCAAGCGGGCCGCUAUCGUGGCAGAGGUAUGUUCGAAGGGCGGACAGCCCGAGCGCUGCUUUCUCGGCCGACCAGGCUUCGUAUCAUGUCGAACGAUCCAUCGGUCGCUGUUUGGCUCGAUUGAACGACGAUAUCGCUUCUUCGUCCCACGCGUCUUCGCUCUUGGAGGCCACUUUGGAGGUGAGAAAGGUGUCGCUCGACUUUCUCAUGCUCGUGUCCGACCUCGAUGUCGAUGCGUUCUGGGACCGGUGCAGCCGCGUCGGAAUCAGCUACUUUCGCGGCAGGAUGACAGCAGAGGGCAGCGAUGCAUCGCAGAGAGCGCAAGCCUUUGCCGCCGUCGACGACGUCUUCAGGGAUCUGGUCCAGCUCUCAAACCAGGUGCGAAGCGAUGUGCGAAUGAAGUCGGUGACCGGAUUCGACAAGUUCUGCGAGACGUGGAUGGAUCUUGCCAAGAGGGCAGGCAUGUCGUCGGCGAUCGACCGCAUCGCUUCGCUGGCGGCUUCGGUGGGGCCCGGCUCAGGCGAGGUUGAGCCCAUGGCUUCUUCAAGUGCUCUAAAGACGAAUGCGCAAGUGGACGCCUGCAUGUCUCACUCGGAAGCCUCAGCAGCGCUAGCGAAGGGAGUCAUAGCGCUCGAGCAAGUCACCUACAGCGAAGCUAGUCUUGCCGAUGUCGAAGUUAUCUUGGCGACGACAGUGGUGGCUAUUGACGCGACAUCGCGCGAACAGAAGUCGCUCAUGGAUUCGAAGACCCUCCGUUCCGUCGACCAGCUUCGGAGGAGGGCGCUCAAGCUUCUCGAUGCAGAAACUAACAAGAGUCAAGAAGCGGGCGGAUCACAGGCGACGCUGGCUUCGGUCGUAGACGCCCUUCGACCAGUCGUUUUAGCCAUCGUGUCUCGUCUCGAAGCAUGCUUGCGCGAGGUGCCGCGGAACGAAUGGGAGGGCAAAGACGAGAGCGAGCAGCCGGCUGCUAUGCUGGCAGGCGUUGUCCAGGCGAUGAGAAUUUUGUCGCAUUCGACCUUUUCCCCUGGAGACAAGGCAGCAGUCGACGCAUGUGAGCAACAUAUGGCAAAGUGUCGACAGCUCAUCGGAGGGAACGCGGAGAAACUAGAGUGCAGCCUGAUCGACGAUGAAGCCCGGUCCGAGAACCUGUACUUUGUCUCAUCCAGCAUGUGGCACUUUGGUGGCAGGCUCUACAACGAUGCGAAGUACCAGGAUGCGCUGCGCUUUCUCCGGCCUUCCUGCGAGAUGGCCGACGUUGCAGUCAGCUUGGCAGGAGUAGAAAAGGGGCAGCGGACAAAGUGGUCACCAGAGAAGGCGCGCGAAGGCCUCCCUAAGCGCUGGUCACAGCUUGCUUCAUCGUAUAACAUGACGUUGCAGCCUCGACUGGCCCUCCAGGCGUUCACCAGGGCGCUCGAACACCUUUCCAAGGACACCUGGCCGACUGUGUCUGCUGCGUCCUCUUCAACAGCCAUCUGCGACAUCUUCACAUCCGACGAGCUCAGCAGCACAUUGGCUCAGAUGGCCAAGCAGACUGUCGAUGCGUUUUCGUCUGCCGAGACAUACGAGCAAGAGGACGACAGGCUUCCCUGGCUCAUUCACCUCAGCAAGACCGACGAAAAUGCAUUCGCGGUAUGCCUGGAGUAUUGCCUUUUGUCGCUUGACAAUAGCCUCCAUCGCACGGGUGCGCCAAGAGCAGCUUUCGCAUUCAUCUCUGUUCUCGAAUCAUUGUACAAGAGCGAAAAGAAUCCUCUGCGGAGGGCACGAGUGCUUCUCCGGAGACUCGAGCUUCGAGUCCUUCUGGGUGGCCCGGAAACCGUCCGAGAGAGCGACAAAGAUGUCAGUCAGCUGGUUGACGAGAUUCGAGCACUGCUCUAUGACAUGGACCUGCAAGACGACGCAGGUCUAGCUCGAUAUCGUUUGCAAUACCAGGCCACACUCGAGCUUUUGCUCACGCUCUGUAGACAGCAGGCACGGUCUACGGCAGCACAGCAAAGUGUUGUUCACAGCGCCAAGGCCGCAAAUACGGCGCUGCGCAGGAUUUCGGAAAACAGUGAUACAGAUUACAAGGACAAGACAAUCAAGAAGAAGGCCGGGGCCAAGAAUCGGCCUUUAAAGGUCACUCAAGCGCCGAGGCAGGCCAAGGCGACACCGCACUCUGCUUUACCGAUCACUCCGCCCUCAAAGAAGCUCACCAAUGGCACGACACAGGUAAUGCCUCAGUCGCCCGCCUUGGUUGCAGAUGCGGCAACAUACGACGACAUUGAGCGGCUGUGUUCGCUGAUCGAGUUGGUGUAUGAAGCCAUCAAUGCGUUUGGACAUACGCUGGCAUCUGUCGAGCUGCUCAAGGUGCUCCGCCGACUCAACCUGACGAGCCGAGGCCUCAAAGGACGGGACGGGUAUUUGAAAGCUUCUGCUGAUCUCACUCGACAGUACCUGCUCUUGGGCAAAUUAAGUCGGGCCGAAGCGGUCAUCAAACCCAUCGUGGAACGCGACCUGCAGCGAAAAGACUGGGGCAUCUCGGAGAACACGAGAGCUCGAUGUCUCUUCGCACAUGCCGACAGUCUCUGCUACGCAGGCCGAAUCGAAGAGAGCACGGCGACGUACGAUGAGGCAGUCGAGAUCGCAUCACAAAUCCAGCCGUCGGCGACCAAGAAUAGUGUUCAGGCGUUUGUCGAAAGGUGUCAAGGGUACGAACGGCAGGCGCUAGCGUAUGACAUUUGCGCUUCCAUACAAUACGCCAAAGGAGACUUGACGGCGGCCAUUGCGGCGGCAAUUGAGAGCGUGCGAUUCGCUAGCAAGACAAGCAACUCGCUGGCCAAGCUGACAGGUCCAAAAGAGCAAGCAAACAAUGGCUCGCCAUUUGCUGAUCGAUUGCCGUCUGAGGCAGAGGGGCAGCACGAGGCAUCGAAGCACGCUCAAUCACCCAAGCUCAGCUCUUGGUCCCUUGCCACUGCUCACUGGCGUACCAUCAAGAUGCUGCUCCUUUCUUACCUUCGAGUCAGUCGUCUCAACAUGUAUCGAGGUACUGCGCGCGAUGCAGAAGCCUAUGCGAGCGAGGCCGUUGCGUUUGGAGCUUCUCUGAACAUUCCCCUCUCGGUAUGCCAAGCGCUUAUCGAACGAGGAGGAGUGAGGAUCCAGAUGGCACAGACGGAGACCGGAGAAGCCGACUUGGACCAGGUCAUGUCGCUGCUCGAAGACGAUUGGAUCCCCGAAGCCGUGUCGAUGACGUGCAUCCGCGGUGAUCGGAUGAGCCGUACCGAUGCCCUGCCAGAGGCCCUCAAAUUCUACGUUGAAGGACAAGACAUCCUCGGCUCUCUCAGCACGGCUUUUGCUGAACUCGACUCUAUUUUGCCGUCGCCAAGGCAGCGUAAUGAUGGGAAAUCCCCUCAAAUUGCGCUCACAGGCCAUGAGACGCUUUUGCCACGGGUGAAAGCUCGUCUGCUGAGGAGGCAAGCAUGGCUCCUUGAGCUCAUGGGUAGGAACACCGAGAGCCAAGAGUUCCUGGAGCAGGCGAUGCUGUUCGAGACAGCGAGUCAACCGGCAAGCGUCGAGGACGCACUCGUGGCUGGAAGAAUCGCAAUUCGACAAUCGAUGCAAAAGCUGCGCGCCGAUCAGGUCUUCGGCAUGCUAGCUGAGUCUUCCCUCUCUUUACCCAUGAUGUCGAGAGGUGUAAAGGCGAAAGAGUCUUCUGCAUCAAAGAGUGGCUCGGCGGUGAAGGCAGCUGUCAAUUCACUCUCGUCGGCGAAUGCCACCUUUACUGAGGCGCUCCAGGGAUGGAGUCAGCGAUGCGGCGAAUCGACCGAAGUGAGGGACACCAUAGCCCACCUGUCAACGAGCAGGCUGCUACACGCCACAUUGAGCCGCAAGUCCAUGGGUCAGCAUCUCGCCACGAAUCUCUGUGACCUCAUCGAUGCUGGCGCAUCUGUUACACUUCAGAGGGAGCUCCUUGAUGCGAUCGAGUCCAAGCUCAGGCCAAGAGAGCUCGAGGCUCGCCAGUGGUUCCAAUUUUGCGGAUUUGUCCCCAGCAAGACUAAAGCUGGCCAAUCCUCGCCAUCGAUUAAGUCUAACCCGUCGUCAGAGAGUGGAGAGCCUGGAACGAGGCAGAGCUAUUGGCGCGAUGUGGCAAGGCGUCACCAGCAGCUCGAGCUCGAUCAGAGGUCCAGCGUGGUGCACCCGCGAUUGCCGCCGACAUGGACCGUGGUUUCGAUCACAGUAUCGCCCGACCGGGAUCACUUGAUACUGAGCCGGCGCGGCGGGGCACAGGAGCCCAUCGUCUUCAAUCUACCCAUCGACCGACAGAGCCGUCGCGAGGGAGAAGAGGAGGCGCUCACAGUCGACGCUGCCCUCGAGGAGCUCCGUGACAUUGUCGAAGAAAGCAACCACGCAACGCAUGCGGCAAAGGAUCUCGAAGGCUUGGAGGCCAGGAAACAGUGGUGGUCGCAGCGGAGGGAGCUCGACGCUCGUCUCAAGGUGCUCUUGGAGGGCAUCGAGACGACAUGGCUGGGAGCCUUCAAGAGCGUCUUUUUGCCGAGCACGGGCGCGUCCGACGAAGAGCUGGACACGCUUAGAGCCUCUCUGAACGCCAUUCUUGGCCAGUCGCUGACGGCGGCUAGCCCACUGUCGGGCAGCAGCAGCAAACGCGGUCGCGCCGUCGGCGCUGCUGGCGGCGGGAGCAACGAUACGAACGCCGUCAAGCUCGAUGACGCAGUCCUUGAAUGCUUCGCGAGGCUGACAUCCAGCGAGACGACAGAUGAAGACCUCGAGGAUAUGCUGCACUUCAUUAUGGACGCAUACCAAUUCAAUGGCGUGCCAGUCGCAGUCGACGAAGUGGACCUCGAUCAGAGUGUCGUCGAUGUAAGGAGCGCCUUGGAGUCGCUGCGGAGCAAGCGCAGCCAGCGGAGGCAGAGACAGAAACUGGAAGAGGAGGAAGAGGAGGAAAACGAUGCGCAUCUUUUCUUGAUUCUCGAUCGAGACACUUGCGCCAUUCCAUGGGAGUCGAUCCCAACGCUUAGAUCUCGUGCCGUCAGUCGUAUUCCCUCGAUGGCCUUUCUUGAGGACCGUCUCGUAGAGCUGCGAGGGGCACGAGGCAAGACCAUCGACAUCGAAAUGGCGAAGAAGUUCUACCUCAUCAAUCCAGCUGGGGAUCUGACCAGGACCCAAGAGCGCUUCGAGCCGCUUUUGACUAAAGAUGGAAAGGGGCAGUGGACAGGCAUCGCCGGACGAACUCCUCUGCUGGACGAAUACGCCAAUGCACUCUCGUCCAAUGAUGUCGUUGUCUACUUUGGCCACGGGGGGGCAGAGCAGUACAUCCGAUCCCACAAGCUCAAGUCACUGCAGCAGUGCGCCGUCACUAUGCUGUGGGGAUGCUCAAGCGCAAUGCUCAGGAAUCAGGGCGACUUUGACCGGUGCGGAACAGCAUACAAUUACGUCAUGGCGGGCUGCCCAGCCCUUGUGGGCAAUCUCUGGGACGCAACGGACCGUGAGCUCGAUGGGAUCAGCGAGAGCGUCUUGGAGAAGGUUGGUCUCACUGCAGACUCAGCCUCAGGAGUAGUGACGAAGUCAGGUGGAAAGAGGCGCGGAAAUAUGUCGCUGACAAGAGCUGUCGCGGCAAGUCGAGCGGUCUGCAAGCUGCCUUACCUCUCAGGAGCGGCGUGCGUUGUUUAUGGGAUCCCAGUGUAUUUUAGUUGAUUCCUCUUUACCAUGACGGAGAGGCAACAUGCAUGACUAGAGGAAGACCUGCUAAUGACAAGAAGCAUUAUCGGUCUCAACCGCAAGAACUGGUUUGAUGCCUUGCCUGUACGGAGUUCGGUGUAGCAUGCUAGUUGAGAGGAGCUCCCACGGUGUCCAAUCGUUUGCAUUCACUGUCCCCUUCGCUCGUCAGACUAUGGUCGAUGAUGCAAGUUGACCAUCGGGCAUGGCAAUAGGAAGGGAAAUCAAGCCAAGAACAAGCCAC